Orussus abietinus is the source of this 786-nucleotide messenger RNA. RefSeq lists its product as uncharacterized. The coding region runs from base 94 to 786 and encodes 230 amino acids. Lineage: Eukaryota; Metazoa; Arthropoda; Insecta; Hymenoptera; Orussidae. The record is from RefSeq and is a predicted model, not a curated record. The transcript is spliced from 4 exons.
UUUCGCUGUCUGUAUUAUCGGCUAGAAUGAAAUCAACUCGCAAAAUGAGGUAAAAUAGAGGAAAAUGAAAAAUGUGAAAAAGGCCAAUAAGAAAUGGGCAGACUAGGCAGGACAUGGAAUUCCAAAAUGAAUCGUGAAGUCACUUCUUGCACGCCCGAUAUUAUCAUAGCUAUAAUCAGUGUCGUUCUUUUGUGGUUAAUAGUUGAGGUACAUCGGCAGAAGGUGGCAAACGCAGUUAACAUGGGGUGGAAAAUAUUGAAAUGUUCGCAUGGCAUUGAAAAUACCACCGACAAAGAAAAUGCGAAGGAACGUGUGACUGAAUAUUUUUGCAGAGAGUUGAACUGUCCCGUUCUGUGUUUAGUCCACAAAACCGGAUCGUCAGACAAAGUUCAUUUAGUAUCGCCGUGUCUCAAGUGCAAUUUGCCACUUGCUUUGCAGCAACCAUGGCCCAUGGGAAACAGUUCUUGCUCUGAUAACGACAAUCAAGAGGGCCGAGCCCAUUCCGAGCUAAAAGUCUACACGAAGCAACCUAAUCCAAUGAAAUCCAGGUCUUCGGUGGUCUUACAGGAAUUAAGCAACACUUCGACGAUUAGAAGCAGGCAAUCCAGCAACGAAAAGCAUGAGAAGCACUCCAGAAGCCGGGAACUAACGAAUUCUUUAACUCUACCGCUAGUUUCCAAAACCUCGGAAAGUUCCUAUGCAAGAAGGAAAUCCGUGAGAUUUGUAGAUCCAUACAGACUACAUCGUUGUGAUAGCAUGGCUAGUCUGUGUUAUUCUGAACAUUGA